Molecule: messenger RNA, 882 nt
Organism: Plasmodium gonderi
Lineage: Eukaryota; Apicomplexa; Aconoidasida; Haemosporida; Plasmodiidae
Product: prohibitin-like protein
Exons: 1
Coding region: 1-882 (293 amino acids)
Source: RefSeq, a predicted model, not a curated record
AUGAGAAGGAAUUUUUUUUUUGUAAAAAAUUAUUCGAAAUGUAAGAAAGAAGGGAAUCUUAAAAUGAGGAGGAAAUGUUAUAUACACAAUUUAGCAGAAUUUAUAAACAUCAAAAAAGUGGAUAAGGAAAAGAAACAAUACUUCAUGUCAUAUAAUAAUAAUGGAAUUAAUAAAAUCGAAAGUCAAAUGCAAAGACGUGUUAACAUUCCACACGUUGAUUUUGAGAAAAAGAAUGAUGGUGAUAAUGAUGAGACCUUGUACAGUAACAUUAACAUGGCAUCGUAUCACAAUGAAAUGAUACAACCGUGUGAUGAAAUAAAAUUUGGACGUAUGAAAAGUUUCAAAUUGUUAGGUUUAUGUUUAAUCAUGUCCCUAUUUUUUUAUUGCACACUUAAAAAAGUACCUGAAGGGUAUAUCUGUUUGGUACAGAAUAAAAAGGAUUAUACUGUGUUGCCUUAUAUUUAUGACGAUCUGAUGACAUUUUUUUAUAAUCCCUUAAAAUAUAAAGUAAUCAUAAUGAGAGUUACUCCAAUUCAGAAGAAGUUUACACGUAUAUAUGAAACAUUGGAUAAAAAACAAGUUAGAGUAAAAUUACAAGUUAAAAUGAAACCUAAAAUUCCUUUUAUUAUUGAAAUUUUUAGCUCCUUCGGGGACAAUUAUAGCACGAAUUAUAUUGAAAGAGAGAUGAAUUUAGAUAUUAUGAAUGUUGUGAAAAAUUAUAACUUAGCUACAUUAACUCAGUCAAGUAAAGAAUUAAAUAAAACAACUCAUGACACAGUAGAUGAUGCAGUUGAUCAAAUAAUGGAUAGAUUUUAUGAUUGUUCAAUUUUUCAUAAAAUAAUUCUCUUGGAUGUGUCUAUCCUUUUUGAACGGGCCGAAUAG